CUGCCACAGACACUUAUUAACCACCUACACUCCCACAAGGUCAACUCUUGAACGUCGCACUUAUCAAUUACUUGCAUAUCGGAUCGCGGCCCACGCCUUCACACCAUUGGCCAGCCCCUUAUCUCGCAGAUUCUCAACUACAAUCAUCCACUCACGUCACUCAAUCUCAGCCCUACCCCGGAUUCUUUAUCAUGCCCGGUCGUCUGUUGAGCACCCUCGCGAGGGUUGCGCCCACGCCAUUGCCUAAACUGGACCCCGUCAAACCACACGCCGAGGGCCUGCUCCCGCCAGUCUACUCAUACGACGCACCCCGCGUAAAAGCAAAGUCCAAGUCGGAAGAGUCGCUCGUCAUGGAUAUCUUCAACCGCCACAAGCAUGACAAGCACGCGAAGGAAAAGGAAGAAGUCAAGAAGAGCCCCAAGGUUGAGGCUCAGGGUGCGGCUUCCAUGAACAUGAGCGUCGAGUCGCCACCCAUUGUCUUCUACAACAGCCCGCAAACUUCGACUGGCGCAAUUUUUUCGGGUCAGCUCGUCAUCAAUGUUCAUGAUCCCUACGUCACCGUGGAAAAAUUCGAGAUGCGCAUGCUCGCCAUCGUUUCCACUAAGAAGCCUGUCGCCCCACACUGCGCCGAGUGCAGCACGCAAACCACUGAAAUCCACAAGUGGGAGUUCCUGACGCAUCCUACCACCCUGCGUCAUGGUCCACACACUUUCCCCUUUAGCCAUUUGCUACCGGGACACCUACCCGCGACUACGCAUGGCAGCCUCGCUACCGUCGAUUACUACCUGUCUGCUGUUGCCACUACCUCAUCGGGAAAGAUUACCUACAAGCGUAACCUUGACAUCAAGCGCGCCAUCUUCCCGGGUGCCGAAAAGCACUCCAUUCGAAUCUUCCCACCCACCAAUUUAACCGCUUCGGUUAAGCUGCCACCGGUCAUCCACCCGAUUGGCGACUUUCCCAUUGAGAUGCGCUUAUCCGGUAUCGUUCAGAACAAGGCGGACUCACAGACGCGCUGGAGACUUCGCAAGCUCAACUGGCGUAUCGAAGAAACCCAGAAGUUUAUCGCUCCAGCUUGCGCCAAGCACAUCUCCAAGGUCGGUGGUGAGGGCAAAGGCGUCCUUCAUGAGGAUGUCCGCGCCAUCGCUAGCGAGGAGGUCAAGACUGGCUGGAAGACCGACUUCGAGAAGGGCGAAAUCGAUGUAGAGUUCCAGGCUGCCUGCAACGUCGGCCUCAAGCCUCUAUGCGACAUGGAGAGCCCCAGCGGAAUGAGCGUUAAGCACAACCUUAUCAUCGAGAUGGUCGUUGCUGAAGAGUGGGCACCACUGAAGAAGCUCAGCCAGGCUACUCCUACUGGUGCUGCCCGCGUUCUCCGUACCCAGUUCCACCUCGUUCUUACUGAGCGCUCUGGUAUGGGUAUCGCCUGGGACGAGGAGCAGCCCCCUCUGUACGAGGACGUUCCCAUUAGCCCGCCCACUUACAUCGAGGACUGCGAAUUCCCAUGGUCCAACAACAGCUCUCGUUCCGGUAGCUUCAGCCUGGAGCAGUAGCUUUGACCCUUCCAUUUCUUUUCAUUAUCUAUACCCCAUUUACGAUGCAAUCAUCGACGCUUCACGAAUCUCCUUACUGUGCCAUUGGCCUGAUUUUGCUUGGAACUAUCACUAGUGGACUGUAGGAUAUACCCGGCGUCGCGUUCAUAUGCUCGCCACUCUUCUUGUUUGUUUUUGUAUGGCGUUUUGGUUCAUUGCUGGGUUGCUUGAGUUGGGCCUGUACGGUGCCCCUCUUGCAUCGGAUGAAUAUCCAGCAGGCGUUUUGCAUUAGCACAAGGAAAAGUUCAACUGUCAGAUCACGCGUUGUGAUAUACAUAAUAGCAAGUAAUACAUAGUAUCAGCA
Molecule: messenger RNA, 1890 nt
Organism: Alternaria alternata
Lineage: Eukaryota; Fungi; Ascomycota; Dothideomycetes; Pleosporales; Pleosporaceae
Exons: 1
Coding region: 192-1547 (451 amino acids)
Biological process (GO): ubiquitin-dependent endocytosis
Cellular component (GO): cytosol; plasma membrane; cytoplasm
Molecular function (GO): protein-macromolecule adaptor activity; ubiquitin protein ligase binding
Source: RefSeq, a predicted model, not a curated record